AUGUUUUCUAACGACAAGUGCUGCUUUAGGAGAUUUGUUCCGGGAGGAAAGCUCAGGUCAACAUUUACUUAUCCAAAUCUAAAUAAUUAUCUAGUUCACUAUAUCAUGUCAGUUGUCGAAUUAAUCAAGCUUUCGUUCUCCCACAUCAUGAGAGAAAAAUGUUCUCAAAUGAAACACUUGGAAACAACACAAUGUUUAAAUAGGUUGAAAAUCAGCAAGGAACCUGACAUUCCACCAACCUUGAUGAACUUUUCAUUUUCAUUCUUCUCCACUCAAUUGAAAUGA
Clunio marinus is the source of this 285-nucleotide messenger RNA. NCBI's taxonomy places the organism in Eukaryota, Metazoa, Arthropoda, Insecta, Diptera, Chironomidae. The record is from the annotation of a GenBank genome assembly.